AGCAAGAAUUUGAUUCUUCAUCCACCAUGUUCUCUAUCUAUCUUUGAAUCCUUUUUAAUUACGGUCAAUAAUAAUGGGAAUCUCUUCUAAAACCAACGGUGGAUUUCAUCACAAGCAAGGUAUCUUGUUCAAGCUUUGUGGAAUUGAAUAGUUGGAAGCAUCUUCACAUUCUUUCGCGCGAUGUUCUUUAUGCUAAUUUGAUUAAAGCUCAAUAAAAGAAAGGAAUUAUGUAUGUAUUUGUGUAGUCGAAUGUCUGAAAGCAAUAUAUUCUCUUGUCAGCAAGAUAAAUGCCUGAACCUUCGUCAAGAACUUGACAUUCCAUUAGUAUCUUUAGCAAGUGAUCUUACAAAUUUCAAAGAUACAGUUUCAGAACUCCAUAUGGAAUUAGCCUUGGAAAAUUAAAACGAAUCAAGUAGAGUCUAAAUUUCCCUCUCUUGUUGCUUCCUUUUCGUUAAUUUUUGUUCUUUAAGGAAUACUGGUAGAUAAAGCAGAAUGUCAUGGUCAAUGAGGGAAAGUUCAAGAGCAACGAGAGAGGUUUCUUUCAAUGGAAUUGUUCGACGUAUGGUGAAACUCCCCAGGAGUAUUGCAGGGGGGUUUUAUAGAGUUAUAGGUCAUGGCAUAGGUCGCAUAGGAAUAGGAGGUAGAAGAGAUCAAAAUCCAAUACCAAACUUCCCAUUGCAACCUCCUCAAGAGCCCCUCAUUGCACCAGAAGAGUGGACCUUUCUAUCCGUUUUUGAGCAGCAAUAUGGCUCAACACAUCCUUUCUUUUAUGCUUGCCAAUUCAUGGAAGCCUUAAAGACUGCAGAAGAUGAGCACAAGUUUAUGUUCAUGUAUCUUCACUCUCCGCAGCACCCUUUCACUCCCUCUUUCUGUUGGGAGACUCUAUGUUCAGAGUUGGUGGUCCAGUUUCUUGAUGCUAACUUUGUUUGUUGGGGAGCACUUGCUGAUAGAGGAGAGGGUUUGCAAAUGGCUGUAACAUUGCAGCCCGCAAGCUUUCCAUGUUGUGCAGUAAUAGCUCCUGCUGCUGGCAAUAGCAUAGCAGUGCUGCAACAGAUGGAAGGGCCGAUUUCCCCAGCAGAGCUGGUUGAGAUUCUGCAGAGGACAGUGGAGGAGCAAGGGUUGGCAUUUGGCAAUUCAAGAGCAAAGGAAAAGGAGACGACAAGAGCAAAGGCCAUAGAAGAAGAGAGAAAAGGAGCGAGGGCCAAAGAGGAAGAGAAGAUGAGAGCAGAUCGUCAACUAAGAGAAGAACAAGACGCAGCAUAUCUUGCAGCUCUAAAGAUAGAUAAGGAAAAGGAAAAACUCAACAGCCUGCUUCCAGAGAGGAAAUUUCAGAAACCAGCUGAUUCUUCAAAUAAAGUAAAUUAUGAAAAGCUAAGGCAGAAUGCAAGUCAGAAACAGUUUGGUAAAUCGAAAGAAGCUUCUACUGUUAGAGAAACAGCUAACGGGUCCAAAGAUUCUCAAGCAACACAGAUUCUGAUAAGGUUUCCAAAUGGUGAAAGAAAAGAGCAGAGCUUUUCCUGCUCAGAUAAGAUCCAGUCGGUUUACAGAUACAUCGAUUCAUUAGGGCUACCAGGCGUUGGCAACUACAGAUUAAUCUCAAGCUUUCCUCGAAGAGUCUACAGUGUUGAUCAGAUGGGAAUAACUCUGAAAGAUGCUGGCCUCCACCCUAAAGCAACCCUUUUCCUGGAGCUUCUUUGACACUACAUGUGUCGAAACAAAUCAAGGAAAUUUACUCAGGAUUUCAUAUAUGUCAUGAUGUCUUUAUGACAAUUCCAUCUCAAUGAUGCGACUUACUAAUUACCAACAAAAAAAUCAGAUAUUGGAUCAUUUUCAUGAUUGACCAAUAGACCUCUUCUAAGCUGAGGUCCACUGCGAUUUGGUCCUAAAUGACAUCAUAAUGAAGUACAACAAUAGUAGUUGAUUACAAGAAAUUACUGUCUUUAUGGAGAAAAGUUUUCCAGGAGUGAAUUUCAAUAGCAACGGUAGGUCCUACACCACAUUUUGUAUAGAACUUGGCGGCAAUAUUCAACAGUCCAUGAUGUUUACUGAAACUAGACAGUUACAGUUAUUAAGAACUUAGACAAUAAACUGUUGUUUUUGUUGUU
Molecule: messenger RNA, 2105 nt
Organism: Populus nigra (black poplar)
Lineage: Eukaryota; Viridiplantae; Streptophyta; Magnoliopsida; Malpighiales; Salicaceae
Product: plant UBX domain-containing protein 10-like
Exons: 4
Coding region: 493-1698 (401 amino acids)
Cellular component (GO): endoplasmic reticulum
Molecular function (GO): ubiquitin binding
Source: RefSeq, a predicted model, not a curated record